Molecule: messenger RNA, 231 nt
Organism: Linum trigynum
Lineage: Eukaryota; Viridiplantae; Streptophyta; Magnoliopsida; Malpighiales; Linaceae
Source: the annotation of a GenBank genome assembly
AUGAUUUUCUUGUCCUAUGCGUUGCGAUGGUACACCUCCUUGGAGCACUCGAAGUUGAAGAAGCGGAACGACUUGGCAGACUCCUUCAUGAAAGAAUACAAGUCUAACCAGGACAUGGUGCCCACCAGGUCUCAACUUGAGAGUAUGGAGAUGAAGAGAAACGAGACCUUAACGGGGGUAUGCCCAAAGGUGGAGGACUUUGGCAGCUCAGGUGGCUCCGCCUCCAACUGA